CUGCCAAAACUAUCGAAUCCCAAAUCACAAUUUUUGCCCAGCUCAAAUGUAAUUUGUAACAACAACAAAGAUAUACACAUACAUUCCAAACCAAAAUCCGUGCAGAUGCGCCAACAACGCGCCAUUGUCGAACGAGACUCCAAAAAGCAGCAGUAUCGAACCGGAACCAAUCUGAGGAAUUAGGGUGCGCCGGCGGAAGAACGGAAGCGGCGAAAGGAAGACAAGUGGCACGACGAGCAGUUGUCACUUUUCACACACGCACUCCACGUAAACCACCACCGUCAACCACAAACCACUGUCCAGUUGCCAUCAUGCUGUCGCGGCUACAGGACUUCUUGUCACGCCACCGGCGAAAGUUCAUCGUGACCGGCGUGCUGGUGGGUGGUACCAUCUUUGCGGCAAGGUACGCCCAGCGCCGCCUGGUGGAGUUCCAGGAAAAGCAGGCCCGCGAGUUCUUCGAGCGGACACGGCGAAUGCAUCAUUUUGAGUCCACGGAGAAGACCUGCAACCAGGUGAUACUCGGAAUGGGCGAAGAGAUGUGCCAGGCGGUGCUGAGGGAGUGCAGCACGGACGAGCUGCUCGAGCAGUUGCGCCAGAACCCAAAGAACAAGCUGGAGUUGUGGGAGGACAUGAAGAUCGUGUCGUUCACCCGGCUGGCCACCUACGUGUACGCCUCCUCCAUGCUGGUGAUCGCUCUGCGCGUGCAGCUGAACCUUCUAGGCGGCUACAUCUACCGGGAUAUUAUGACGGAGCAGAAACAGAUCACGGACGAGCUGAAGCAGCAGUAUCUCUCGCUCAUCCGGCACUUUAUCACGGAGUCGGGCAUCCAGGAUCUGGCGCGAUACAUACGCACUCAGGUGAUUGCCGUCACAAAGUCCAUGCCGCUGACCCAGCAGCUCUCGCUGACCGACAUGGAGCAGCUGUUCUGGUCGCUUCAGAUGUCCAUUAAUGCGGACACGCGACGGGAUCCAAAUUCGCGGAUGAGCAAGUAUCUGCUGCCCAGCCAAAACCCCAGCCACUCGCCGCUUCUGCAGCAGAUGUACAACGAGACGCUGGACCUGCUGGAGAGCGAGGAUGCCAUCGGCGUGUGCUCGCACAACGUGAGCCGGGGCUUUGUGCUGGCCUGCGACGCCAUUGCCGAGUCCAUGGGCCAGACGCUCCAGCACCUGCCGCCGGGCGAGUUGGCCAAGCAGCAGGAGAGCCAACAGCCGCUGAAGUUUAACCAGCCAGGGAGCAGCACUAGCUCCCAGAACCAGGACAAUCCCACGACGUCGACGGCAGCAGCGGCGGCGACGGCUGCGUCGGAGAACAACAACUUGCUGAACAUCAAUCGGGUGCUAAUGGCACUGGCCAAGCUCAUUCCGAUCAUCAGCGGCAUCACCUCUCGGGGCUUUGACAGCACGGCCCGACCCCAUAACCUGCCCACCCAGCUGCUCACCUUCUACGUUGUCGCGGAGAAGACAAAGACGCUGGGGGCCAACGUCUACGAGACCUUUAGCUCCGCUUAGGAGCAAGCGCUUGGAUAAUGCUCUAUGGAUUAUGCAUAGGCUAGGGACUAGGCUAAGACCAUUUGGAACAUUAUAGUUAUUGUGUACAUGUAUAUUUUAAAUAUGAACCCCUCUGAAGCGUUGUUUGUCUGUCUGCUUGAUCAUUACUCCACAUCCCGUACUAAGUCUAGCUCCUAAGAAUAUUUAAACGAAAGCGAAUGUAAGGUAUAUUGUUUAAGCUGAUAUAUAAAUGGCGUCCAAUUGAGGAGACCUUUUAAGACAGGGACAAAACCAGAAAAGUAACGAAGGCCUUUUAAAAUAAAUGGAGUGUGUAAUUUGUGCAUAAGAACUAAGAAUUAAAAGCUGCUUUUUGGUGGUUAUUUGGUAUACAAAAAAAACUUAAUGGAAACAAAUUAUUUGCAAGCGCCAUACAGAUCCAAACUAAAAGCUUAUUUUCCAUAAAGAAUUUAUGUUUAUUUGACACUUUCAGACUUAAGACUUAAUGUACCUACUUUAAAAUGGAUUGUAUAAUAAAUGACAUAUACAUUAAA
Molecule: messenger RNA, 2038 nt
Organism: Drosophila kikkawai
Lineage: Eukaryota; Metazoa; Arthropoda; Insecta; Diptera; Drosophilidae
Gene: Pex3
Product: peroxin 3
Biological process (GO): protein import into peroxisome membrane
Cellular component (GO): peroxisomal membrane
Molecular function (GO): protein-macromolecule adaptor activity
Source: RefSeq, a predicted model, not a curated record